Messenger RNA from Scophthalmus maximus (turbot), 2148 nucleotides. Its product is annotated as probable N-acetyltransferase camello. The record is from RefSeq and is a predicted model, not a curated record. The transcript has 2 exons. Gene Ontology annotation, molecular function: N-acetyltransferase activity. The coding region runs from base 517 to 1191 and encodes 224 amino acids. Lineage: Eukaryota; Metazoa; Chordata; Actinopteri; Pleuronectiformes; Scophthalmidae.
CGGUACAGUAAAUAUGAGCAGCCGAGUGGCUAAAACACUCCGCCUCCUUGCUCCAACUUUGAGGCGAGUAUAUAAAAACAUCUAGACAGGCUCUGGGUGGAAGUAGAAGUUACAACUUACCGUAUGAAUAUCAAACCUGUGGUUACAUAAGUAGAAGUUACAUGUAAAGAAAUCUGCGAGCUGAAUCGACUCGGCUCUCUCGCCAUUCUGCCGACUGUACCUGAACGCAGCACAUGUCAGCUAACUCCCUGUGGGCAAAUCCGGGGAGAAAAACCAAUCCGACGUUCAUUUAAACGCUCAGCUGAUUCAAGCACCACUUCGAGCCGCCGGAGAGAACACAGCACUGCACUGCUUAUUUUAACACGGUGAAGGUGAAAGGAACCCAGACUGGACAAAAGGACGACAUGAUGAAUAGCCUAUAUGUUUGCAAGCUGACUGAUCAAGGCAUUUGCUGUAGGUUCUCCCCUCUCACGCGUUGUGUCCGCCUGUUUGGAUUCCCGAAGUCAGAGCCGAGCCAUGGCCAACAUUCAGGUCCGGAAGUAUCGCGACGAAGACGCCGAGGCGGUGAGGGAGAUCUUCACCCUGGGGAUGAGCGAGCACGUGCCUUCGUCCUUCAUGCACCUCCUGAAGCAGCCGCUGACCCAGAUGGUGCUCAUGUGCGUGUUCUGCGCCCUCCUGACCAGCUCCAAGUCCUUCCUGCUGCCCAUCCUGGCCGUCACGCUGUUCCUGGCCGGAGCGCGGCAGGUUGUCGUCUACAUGUUCAACAGCUACAUCGACACCUCCCUCAGGAAGGACCUGAACAGCAUCGGUGACACCUACCUGAAGCACAAGGACUCGUGUUUUUGGGUGGCUGAAAGCGACGGCCGGGUGGUCGCCACGGUGGCGUGCCUCCCGGCGGAGCACGCGCCCGGGUGCCUGGAGCUGAAGCGCAUGUCCGUGUGCCGCAGUCACCGCAGGAUGGGCAUCGCUAAGACUCUGUGCGGCACGGUGGCCGAGUUCACUCGCGACAGGGGUUUUGCCGCAGUCGUCCUGUUCACGUCGCUGGUGCAGACGGACGCUCAGAAGCUGUACGAGAGCAUAGGCUUCGAGAAGACCAGAGAGUUCGUUGUCCCCGAGCUCGCUGCCAAAAUCAUGAACUUCACGUUGUUUGAGUACAGACUGGAUUUACAGAGAGACGGCAAAAGGGACUGAAUCUGGCGUGAGGACGUCAGGGCACCUUUCAUCUCAUCCGCUUUCUGAAGGACAGAAUGAAUCAUCAUAUUAUUGUUUUCGCAAAAUGGGAUAUUGGUUCGGGAACGUCUGCAAUGGCCGUGGUCACUCUGUUAAAUGUUCCAUGGUGAUGGAGCUUCUUUUAGGUUUCUGGAUUAUUUCAUUUGGUAAAGGAGUUCAUUCAUUUCCUCUGGAUACUUAGAAUUAAGUGUAUCUCAAGUUGCUCCUAUAGUUUUUGUAACAUUAAUUGAUUUCUCUGGAGUAUACCAUUAUUUUUACACAUUGAAGUCAAUUUACAGAUUGUAAAAACUCUACCACAGCUUUGUGAAAGGUGUCCUGAAGUGAUGUCAGCAUCAGAUUACAAGAAAAAAAAAAAUCUGGGGGUUAGUGGAGUUAGAAAUAUGUAACCUUACCAGACCUCUGUAGCUCGCUCCUUUUAUCAAUUACAAUUUUUCUAUUUAAAUUUUCCUUAUUUAAUCCAGCCUGACGCUGCGAUUGAUUUGACACUGUUGUCUCUUAUCCACGUGAAUUACUGUUGUUGUUCUUUCAUCAUUAAUCUAUAAAGUCAGACCAAUCAACCAUCAGACAUUCCGUCUACAGUGAUAUAUAACAGAGAGAGAGGGGCAGUAAAUGCCCACUCUUUUCUUAAGAAAAAUGAUUGUUCUGUAAUUAAAGUAGUUGCUGAUUAAUUUGAUAUUUGACCAAUCAACUUAUUGACAGAUUAAUUAGACAAAUUGUUGCAGCUCUUGUGAACCUGUGAACACUGAGCUGCUUGAGGAGAUUAGAUCAUGACUGUACCUUUUCAUAUCAGGGCCAAAUCUGAUGGGUUUUUGUUUUUUUUAUACAGUAUUUCAACUUCCUGUACUGUUUGAAGUAUUGCCCAUUGAGACACAUGACAGGCAAUAAAACAUGUACUUCACUUUUUAAUCGAAAAAUAUA